Molecule: messenger RNA, 3621 nt
Organism: Camellia sinensis
Lineage: Eukaryota; Viridiplantae; Streptophyta; Magnoliopsida; Ericales; Theaceae
Source: RefSeq, a predicted model, not a curated record
AAGUUAUGAAACACCUAUCACCAGCACUUCCCAAGCUAAGUUUCACCCAUAAAAACCCGCGAAACCCACCUCUAAGAUGUCCAAAAUAACCCCAACAACAUCUUUUCAAAUCCUUCUCUUCAUGUUCGCCCUCCCACUCCUCAUCCUGCCCUUGCAUGGAAACUCCCAAUCUACUGAUUCAGAACAAACAAUCCUACUCAGACUCAAACGACACUGGUCCAAUCCACCCUCCAUCAACCACUGGACACCAUCACCACAAAACUCCAACUCCUCCACCCACUGUAAUUGGCCUGAGAUCACCUGCUCCAAUGGCUCCGUCACCGGACUUUCCCUCAUCGACAAAACCAUCACCGGGCCAAUCCCACCGUUCAUUUGUGACCUCAAAAACCUCACCGCCAUUGAUCUCCAGUACAAUUACAUCCCCGGACCCUUCCCUACGGCUCUCUACAACUGUACCAAGCUUGAACAUUUAGACCUCUCCCAAAACUUGUUCGUGGGCUGCAUUCCAGGCGAUGUUGACCGGUUGUCAACUCAUCUCCGGACCUUCAACCUCAGCGGCAACAACUUCACCUGCGAUAUCCCAGCAGCCAUCGGGCGGUUUCCGGAGCUCACAACCCUUCGGCUUUAUCUAAAUGAGUUUAACGGCUCUUUCCCGCCAGAAAUUGGCAAUCUGUCAAGGCUCGAAAUGCUGGAGCUGUCGGACAAUGAAUUUGCACCGAUGGCGAUAUCAUCCACCUUUACCCAGUUGAGGAAACUUAAACAACUAUUGAUCAAAGAUUCAAGUUUGAUCGGUGAAAUCCCAGAAACAAUUGGGAAUUUAGCAGAGCUCGAGGAAUUGGACUUGUCAAACAAUAACUUGACUGGUACAAUUCCGAGUUUGCUUCUGCUGAAGAAUUUAACAAUAGUAUAUCUCUUCAAAAAUCACUUGUCCGGGCCAAUUCCUCAGCCCAUUGAAGCUUUGAAGAUGGAGGAAUUUGAUUUAUCCGAAAACAACUUGACAGGAACAAUUCCGGAUGAUUUUGGUACACUAACAGAGUUGUCAGUUUUGUCUCUAUUUUCCAAUCAACUCUCGGGGGAGAUACCGGAAAGCAUUAGUCACCUUCCAUCACUGAGAUAUGCAACAUUGUCCAGCAACAAUCUCUCUGGAACAUUGCCACCGGACUUGGGGCAAUAUUCCAUUCUUCAGGGGUUUGAUGUCGCCCAGAACCAUUUCACCGGUAAGGUGCCAGAGUACUUGUGCGCUAAUGGUGGACUAAUAGGAAUUGCGGCAUAUGAUAACAAUUUGAGUGGUGAAUUGCCUAACUCACUUGGCAAUUGUUCGAGUUUGUUGAUUGUUCGGGUUAAUGGUAAUCGCCUUUCUGGUAGUAUUUCAGCUGGUCUUUGGACAUCAACCAAUCUGACAUUGUUGAUGCUUAGCGAUAACUCCUUUACCGGUCACCUUCCAAGAACACUUGCACCAAGUUUAUUACGACUCGAGAUCAGUAAUAACAAGUUUUCCGGUGAAAUCUCAACUGGGUUGUCUUCUUGGAAGCAUUUAACAGUGUUCAGUGCAAGUAACAACCUCUUUGUUGGUACGAUUCCACAAGAAUUGACAACACUUUCUCAAUUGACAACUCUGCUGCUCGAUGGGAAUCUAUUUUCCGGUCAUCUUCCAUCAGAUAUUGUCUCAUGGAAGUGGCUGACCACUCUGAAUCUCAGUCGAAACCAACUCUCGGGUUCAAUUCCUGCCAAACUUGGUUCUUUACCAAGCCUCACUGUUUUGGACUUGUCAAGGAAUGCGUUCUCAGGUCAAAUUCCAACUCAGAUUGGCCUUUUAAAGCUAACUUCCCUCAAUUUGUCUUCCAACUGUCUCACUGGAAGAAUCCCAUCUGAGUUUGAAAAUACUUUUUUCAAUGCCAGCUUCUUGAACAACACCGGUCUUUGUGCAAGUAAUCCAUCACUCGGCCUUGAGAUCUGCUCUUCUAGAUUUGAAAACUCGAGCAAAUUAUUCUCCAGGCUUCUCGCUAUAAUCAUAGGUAUAGCAACAGUCUUACUUGCAUCAGCUAUGCUACUCACAUUCUUCCUAAUUAAAACCAAGGGCCGCGAAUCGGAUUCCAAGUGGGAGUUCACUUACUACCAGAAAUUGAAUUUGAGUUUCAAAGAGUCAGACAUUUUGUCAAAUUUGACUGAAAAUAAUGUGAUCGGAAGUGGUGGGUCGGGAAAAUUAUAUCGUGUUGAGUUGAACUGUUCAAGUGAAAUUGUAGCAGUUAAGAGGAUUCAGAAUAUCAAGUUGGAUCAAAAGCUCGAGAAGCAAUUCCUAGCAGAAGUUGAGAUAUUGGGCACAAUUCACCAUUCCAACGUAGUGAAUUUGUUGAGUUGCAUUUCUAGUGAGACUACAAAACUUAUUGUUUAUGAGUAUUUGGGAAACCAUAGCUUGGAUAGUUGGCUCCAUGGAAAAAAGAGGCAAAGCAUAUCGGAUUCAGACCUCGGUGUUGUCUUGGACUGGCCUAAGCGGUUGAAAAUUGCCGUGGGAGCUGCCCGAGGGCUAUGCUACAUGCACCAUGAUUGCAAACCUUCAGUAAUUCACCGAGAUGUGAAAUCGAGCAAUAUUUUGUUGGAUUCUCAGUUCAAUGCAAAAGUUGGAGAUUUUGGCCUAGCCAAGAUAUUGGUAAAGCAUGGAGGGCCUAAUACGAUGUCAACUGUGAUUGGCUCUUUUGGCUACAUUGCUCCAGAGUAUGCUAGGACAAGCAAAGUGAAUGAGAAGAUUGAUGUCUAUAGCUUCGGUGUUGUCCUUCUAGAACUAGUUACUGGUAAGAAAGCCAACGAUGAAAAUGAAGGUAUGUGCCUUGCCGAUUGGGCAUUUCAAUAUUACAAUCAAGAAGGCAGGCACAUAGUUGAUGCCCUGGAUGAGAAGAUUAAAGAACUUCAUUACUUGUAUGAAAUGGCUUGCGUUUUCGAGCUUGGGAUCAUUUGCACUAGCCCACUUCCCUCGAAUAGGCCUAGCAUGAGGCAGGUUUUACAAAUCUUGCUCAAUUGCAGCCAUCAAUCGGGAUUUGGAGGGGGGUAAUGUUGGGAGUGAGAAUGACUGCUGUUCUGACUUCUCUGAUGAUUUUAGGCAGGGGAGCAUUUUUUAAGUGAGACUAGGAGUGCUUAGAUACCAAUCCAACCCCGCGAUGUGCCCGUGUAGAAGAGUUUGUGCUGGCAUUCAGUAUUCCUUGUUUGCCACUUCGCAGACUAUAAUAACUAAAAUUGUUUGACCGCUCAAGCAGUGGAGUGGUUCAUCCAGUAUUUCAGCCUUCAUUCAGAAACUGUUGAAAGUCCAAGGAGAGCAUAAAUUAUGUAAUCACAUGAAAGAUAUAUAGUAAAAAAAAAAAUAUGUAUAUAUGUGUGUAUAUGCUUCCUACUUUAUUUACAUAUUCAUAAGAAGCAAUCGUAGCUCUGAAGCAAGGAAAUUACAGAGGAAACAACUCUGAGAAGCACAGAGAAGCGCUGAUGCAGCGAUUAUCGAUGGUUUAUACUCUAAAUACUUGAUUUCUAUUGUUAAAACAAGCAUUAAAAUCAGAUUUCAAGCUAUUUUGUGUAUAUAGCAAGAAUUGAGAAUAUUAUUGAUUACGGUAAUGCGAUUUGAAGAUGAUUUUUGAA